AUGAGAACGUGUCCCUUCCUCACGAUCACAACCAAAGUCCAAUCUCCAUUGGGCGUACUAGUGGGGCCCGGAAGGAGCCGAAGCUGCAGUUCAGACGUGAUGGAUGUGAGGCUAAUUGGCACUAGUGCGGAAAGAACUGCACUUUCCGUCUUUAGCUCAUCAUCAUCAUCAGCAGCAGCAGCCACAGACGGAUUCAAUUCCUAUAAAUACAUUGUCGAGCCGGUCGUACCCGGCUGUCCACAUAUGCCCAACACCAACGGGACGCCCAUGUAA
Protopolystoma xenopodis is the source of this 273-nucleotide messenger RNA. The record is from the annotation of a GenBank genome assembly. NCBI's taxonomy places the organism in Eukaryota, Metazoa, Platyhelminthes, Monogenea, Polystomatidea, Polystomatidae.